AUGUCUGUCGCCUCAGUGCCAAUCUCCGUUCCGGGUUCGAAUAAGUCCAUAUCGCUUCAGACGGGCCUUUUCAUAAACAAUGAAUUCGUUCGGUCCGUGGAUGGGUCAACCAUCGAGUCCGUCAACCCUGCAACGGAGGAGGUGAUUUGCAAGAUCUCGGCAGCAUCCGAGAAGGACAUCGACCUCGCCGUUGCUGCCGCGCGCAAAGCGUUCAAGACGACUUGGGGAAAGAACGUCACCGGCGUUGAGCGCGCGAAGUUGAUAAACAAGCUUGCAGAUCUGAUCGAACGCGACCAGGAAGAACUCGCCCAACUCGAGUCCCUCGACAACGGCAAGCCUGUCCGGAUCGCAAGGGAGGGGGAUAUUGCCGACUCUGUUGGAUGUCUCCGAUACUAUGCCGGGUGGGCAGACAAAAUCGUCGGUCAAACGAUCGAGGUGAACAACAAUACCAAGCUCUGCUUGACACGCCAUGAGCCUAUCGGAGUUUGCGGACAGAUUAUUCCAUGGAACUAUCCCAUUCAGAUGUGGGCGUGGAAGGUUGGACCUGCCCUGGCCACUGGAUGUACAAUCGUAAUGAAACCUUCGGAAAUUACCCCCUUGUCUGCCUUAAAACUGUCCGAACUUGCCAGGGAGGCAGGAUUUCCUCCCGGUGUCAUCAACACGGUACCUUCACUGGGCUCGGUCGGAGGAGCGGCGCUCGCAGCUCAUCCUGAUGUGGACAAGAUUGCUUUCACAGGGUCCACCGUGACAGGUCGUAAAAUAAUGGAAGCAGCCGCGAAAAGCAAUCUGAAAAAAGUUUCCUUGGAGCUUGGAGGAAAGUCGCCACACAUUAUCUUUGAGUCUGCGGAUUUGGAUCAAGCUGCGAACUGGGCUGGACUCGGAAUCUUGUACAACAAUGGACAGGACUGCACGGCCGGCUCUCGGCUGUUCGUGCAAGACACGAUAUACGACAAGUUCAUGGCGAUUCUUGUGAAGAAGACGCAGGAACUCGUUGUAUCUCAUGGGUUCGAUGAAAAGGCUUCUGCUGGUCCGGUGGUGUCGAAAACGCAAUACGAACGGGUGUGGAACUAUAUUGAGUCUGGGAAAGCAGAGGGCGCUAAGGUGAUAAUUGGCGGAGAGAAACGUAAGGGGCGCGGAUACUGGGUCGAUCCAACAAUAUUCGGCGAGAUCACGCCCUCAAUGAAGAUUGUGAAAGAGGAGAUCUUCGGUCCUGUUUUGGCCGUCGCAAAGUUCGCAACGGAGCAAGAAGCAAUUGCGCUCGCCAACGACACGUCCUAUGGACUCGGCGCUGAUGACGCCAAUCAAUGCAUGCGCGUUUCAUCUGCUCUUGAGGCCGGAACGGUAUGGGUCAACCAAUACAACAUCUUGAAUAACAACGUGCCGUUUGGGGGAAAGAAACAAAGCGGUAUAGGUCGUGAGCUCGGGAGUUAUGCCCUGGACGAAUACACUUCCAUCAAGGCUAUCCACUGGAACUUUGGCGAGAAGCUCGACUGGCCCUUCUAA
Fomitiporia mediterranea MF3/22 is the source of this 1503-nucleotide messenger RNA. RefSeq names its product NAD-aldehyde dehydrogenase. The transcript is spliced from 17 exons. NCBI's taxonomy places the organism in Eukaryota, Fungi, Basidiomycota, Agaricomycetes, Hymenochaetales, Hymenochaetaceae. The record is from RefSeq and is a predicted model, not a curated record. The coding region runs from base 1 to 1503 and encodes 500 amino acids. Gene Ontology annotation, molecular function: aldehyde dehydrogenase (NAD+) activity.